Trichoplusia ni (cabbage looper) is the source of this 5013-nucleotide messenger RNA. RefSeq lists its product as uncharacterized. The coding region runs from base 106 to 4902 and encodes 1598 amino acids. The record is from RefSeq and is a predicted model, not a curated record. NCBI's taxonomy places the organism in Eukaryota, Metazoa, Arthropoda, Insecta, Lepidoptera, Noctuidae. The transcript has 12 exons.
CCAAUUAAACUUGUCAAAGUAUGAUCUUUGUCAAAAUUUUAUUCCCGAAAAUGUGGUUUCUUUGUGAUAUUUGUGUUUCAUAUUAAUGUACCUUCGAAAUUCAUUAUGGACUGUUUCAGCGUCGAGUCUGAGUUUAUCGAAUCUUUGGACUUUUUGAGUCCUCCAGUGAAAAGACUUCAGAACAGCCGAGAAGCUUUUGGUAGUGCGUUCUACAACGAACCGAGUAACGUUCACUUGUUGCGGGGACUUCGCAACAAAUUCUCGAGACGAUCACACAACUCCCCAAAAUCCUCCAGAAUUAUUAAUAUCAAACAGAGUGUGGACUCCUCCACGUCCUUGAUACUUAAGAAAACUUCUGAAAGAAAGAUUCUAGAACAUUAUUCAGUCCUUAGUUACACAAGCUUGCAGCACCCCCCAGACGACAACGUUGGUAAACUCGCUAAACCAGAUGCUAAACAAGAUUCAUCCGAAAAGCCACUGAUUAAGGUGACAGUGAUACCGAGAACUGAUCACGUACAGACAGCUAAGCUGUUGAGGAAACGGAGAUAUAUCCCCAAGAGAGUUAGUAGUACUACGUCCAAUCAGGAAAACUCUGUGCAAACGAAAAACGUCUACCUCAUAGUAGCGGGGCGUAGAAGAGAGAAAAUAUACGAGAUUAAAACAACUGGCAGCACAAAAUUCUCCACAGAUCACGACAGUCACGUGAAAGAUGAUGAGCUUCCCAUAAAAGAGCUGUCAAACUUCAAACAUCUGAUCGAGUCGCUAAAUAUGGACAGGAAGAAAAAGAAAACAAAAAAGGGUCAUGUGAACUCUGACGCGCCACAGCAGACCUCCUUAGAAUGGAAGGGCUACCCGAAGUGCGAGAACUGUUUCUGUGCACAGACGAUGCCGGAAGAACCCGACUCCCAGUCGCCGCAAAAAAGCCGCAUCAAAAUAUUCGGCCAGUUCGGGAUCUCCGAAGACGAUAAAUAUGUACUUAGAUAUGGAGCUAGUGUAAAUGAUAAACAAGUUUUAUCAGACGUCGCUCAGCUGACUCGGGACUUUUCGCCCAUUGCACCGUUUGGACCCUUUCCGAAAUGCACUUCAUCGAUUGACGAAGACCCUUCGCGGCAAAAAGAGUCCGGUACACAAGCUGAUUAUGACAAUGACCUAAUAUUUGAAGUAGCAACCAAGGACACAAUACCUAGCAAGGAGUCUCAAGGGACUCAGGUUAAUUUCAAUGUGCAAGUAGCAACUAUGACGAAAGAGAAAACUUCUCGAUUUUCGGACAAGAAGAUACAGUGCACUUGCUGCGCCGCCCAAUCCUCCAAUAAAAUGGACCAUAAAGUUCUUAAAGACUGUCAAAGUCCUCUAGUUAUAAUAUCUGUUUACCCCAAACAAUGUCCCGAUGACUCGGGGAUGGAAGAAUCGGUUCUCAUGCCAAAAGAAUUAUUUUGUCCAUCCCCGCCACACAUGAGUACGUACACUAGCAGCCAGAUUAUAAAGACGGAUAAAAGUUCAAAAAAAACUGCUCCCGAUUCAAACAAAAAACACAAUAGGCCUAGCCCUAGAAGCCGUUCGCCGUCUCCUACAAAAAAGCCAUCGAGAGGCAAAAUGCCAGAAGAUAAAAUUAUUGAAAAUAGACUAAAUAAAUCACACAUGAACGAAAGGAAAAACGCGGAGCGGCAAAGCCCAGACCGCAAAGCACUUAAAGCUAUUAAAGACAAGAUACAUGAGAAAGACAAACUAAAACAAGAUGCAGGCACUCGAAAACCAUCGAAAUUUAAUGCAACUAGUGCUACACAAGCCGGCAAAAACGCACAAGUUGCCGUUUCAAAUGCAACACAGGUAUCUAAUAAAAAUCAUAUAGUAGCUUCUAAUGCCACGCAGGUCUCUGCUAGAAAUAGACAAAAUUUUACUGUGUCAAAUGCAACACAAGUUAAAAGUCCGCCAAAUAUUGCACUUGUGAAACAUAAUAAUGUUCAAACCGUUAUAACUCCGAAUAAACAUCCUCAAAUGGCAAACAUGUCUAACGCUACGCAGGCAACUAGGAGUACAAAACGUAUAGUCGCAACAAAUGCAACACAAAUCUCCAAAAAUGAAUACUUUACUUCCAAUAACGCAACUCAAGUCUCGAAAAAUCGACCAAGCAGUAAUUCACCACGUAGAUUCAGAAAUCAAGAAACGUUUACCGCGCCAGCAAAAGUUUAUAAAAAUGAACAAACAUCUGAAACUCGGCCAUUACAAGAAAGGGGGACAAAUACGGACCAUGCCCGAACAAAGAAGGCUUUGGUAGAAACCUACACGAAGAAGUUAACAGAACAGAUGAACCAGAAGGACUACUUUCCUGCUAGGUACGACAGCUCCAAGAUCACAAUCAACAUAGACGGCGAUAAGGAGUACUAUGAUGUGCUUUUUAACCAAGAUAAACAGUCAACUGAUUUGACUGUACGGAAAACGUUAAAGGACAUGAGCUCCCAAAAAGGUUUAGAAGAAGAGCCUUCGGUGUCGUUGGAAAACUUACUGUAUAUGCCCAGCGAUGAAGCCAAAUGUAUAAUUUCUGGAAACAAAUCGCCGGAAAAAUCCUUGUCUAUAGCACUGUAUAAUAACGUAAGUCAUAACAAUGGAUGUAAAGACCAGUCAUCUAUAUUAAUUGAUCGACGAUCUGACGAUGAAACACCAUUAACCAAACAUGUUUCAAGAUUUUCCAUACGAGAUAGUCUAGAGAUUUCCCACAGGCGUGAAGACAAAAGCAAUCAUAAUAGUAAUAAUAUCAAGAACACACAAACCUGUUUUACUGCUCAAUUAACUGAAACCAUCCCAGAUGAAACGGAAUUCUUAGCCCCCAUUAAACAUUACACAGGCGAUGAUUGCUCCAUCUGCGAUCCCAUAGAGAGAGAUAAACAGAUCAGGGAGCUAUUGGGUGUCGAAAAAAGUAAAUUUGGCUCUUCCAAAACACUACAGAAAAGCCAAGUGACGGAAAUCAAUUUUGAAUUCCAAAAACUUUGUCCUUGCUUUAAACAUCCCAAGACCAAAACCUUUCAGAAUACAUCCGUACAGGUUCAUCCUAAUUUAGUUUCAACUAGAAAUAUGAAACAUGACACGUAUUGCAGUCCAUCCGGCAACACUAAAGAGUCAAAAGGGUCUAAACAGUCAAAACAGUCAAAAGCUUCAAAACAGUCGAAACAGUCAAAAGUGUCAAGGCAGUCAAAAGGUCAACAAAAAAGUGACGACCACGAUUGUUGUAUCGCCGAUAUCUGCCCCAAUUAUGACUUGUAUGACAAUGACGAGGGCGAAGAUAAUGUACAUGUCAAAUAUGAUUAUGCAAUAGGUAAUGAAAAUAAAGAUAUAACAUUCGAUAGUCAAAAUCAAUCUUCUAUCUAUCAACAAUUAAUAUUAAAUCGGAACAUUCAAGUUUUCCUUCAAGUAGAACAAUUUUCGAAACAAAAACCUAUAGUGCUUUCACGUAAACAAUAUGAUAAAGUAAAAAAAACGAUCCAAAAAACUAUUUGUAAAGAAAAGAAAAGUAAUCACGAUAAACGAAAGAAAAUAUGUCAUAAAUGCGUAAGAAGUGAGGUUUCCGUUGGAGCAAUAAGGACAAAGAACGAGAAAAAGGUCCAGCCGUCAAACAAGCAUACAGAUCAAGAAGCACAAACAGAAUUACCGCCCUGUGACCAUACAUCUGGUAGAAGAGAAACAAGGAAAUCGCUGAAUAAAAGAAAACAGAGCAAACGCGUAUCUUCCGAACACAGUGAAGACUUUAGCGGAGAUGGGCCCAUGGACCACCAUCGGAAAACUAUACACAAUAAACACCAUCAUCAGAAAAGAGGACGUUCCAUAUCCCGAGACAGCGAAGCUAUAGCUCUUAAAUCGCGUGAUCUAAAUGUUAAACUUCUUAGUAAUGAAUCCAGUUAUACGACAACACGCAGUAAUUACAGUAGAAAAAGUAGAACACGACACAGGACCAAAUCUGACGACAAACAUAAACACAUAGCUGUGGAUGCAACUGGUCAUAAACAUUUGGAUCAUGGUACACCUGCGGAGACCCAGUCAAGUGAAGAAGAUUGUGGGUGUUGCACUCCUAUUCGAUGCGAAGAAUUGGAAAAUGAAAUGUUAGCCAAGUGGAAAAGAGAACUUACUCCAGAACAUAGCCCGGAUCAUAAAAGGGAUCACAGCCCAGAACGUCAUAAAGACAGAAAAAGAUUAAGAGAUCAGAACAGCGAAGAUAUAGAAGUGGAACGGAGAAUAGAGCACUACGACGAUGCAGAUAAAUUAUGUUGUCAUCCAGCUGAAAUCAAAACCAUGGUUUUAUAUAACGCUGAUGAUGCGAAAGCAGACUCCGUUAACUGCAAACAGACUGGCAUUGACACACCGCCGAGAAAAACGAUGUCGUCAGUCGAAGUUCGAUAUGCAAGUGUUGCUUACAUGAAACAGGUAGCCUAUUCAUCAACAGAUAUGGGAGCUUUAUCUAACUCGAGCCUGCCACAUAUAAAUUCGUUUCAAACAAUUUUUAGAGGUCACAGAAAAUCACCUACACCUAAUCUCGGCACUUCGGCUUACUCUUUGUAUUCAGAUGAUGGAUUGCCCUCCGAGAAUAAAUCAGCAAAGUUUUUAAUGGAGCCGCGGGAUUCCAAACCAAAAAAGCCGUUCUUGAGACGUCUGAUGUCCUGUUUAGUUAUGAGGUCGACGAGAAAUUCAGAUUUGAAGUUACCCACCGGUCCAGCUCCGGACCUGCCUAGUGUCAACAGUUCCAUAGAUUCAUAUCACAUUAGUACUUCAUUUGGUGCUGUUGAAGUAAGUUCGUCGAUCUACGACACGUCAGCAUCGUUUUACAGCAAUCACACAAUUCUCCCCGUAAACAGCAAAAUCAAAAGAGGGUUUUUCAGCUCAGUCAGAGGUUUCCUUACAAACCGUAAGAGCUGAUAUUAUACAAGAUUUUUUCGAAUUUUUAUUUUUAUACUAUGUUCAUGAAUGAACUUGUUAUUCAUGUGAUUGUCUACUGUUUUAUGAUGAAAAGUAUAUUUAAAGAUGUGC